UGGGGAAGCCGGGGUCCUCGGCGGAUGAGGUCACUCUUUGUGGUGGCUGCCGUUGGCAAGAUGGCGCCGGUGCUGGCUGAGAAGAAGCUGCUGGCUCCGGAGGGGCCCGGGGCGGCCGAGUUCCCCAGCGAGGAGGAGGAAGGCCAGAGCCUCUGGUUCUCAAUAUUGAGUGAAGUUUCUACCAGAUCGAGAUCUAAAUUACCCUCUGGUAAAAACAUUCUGGUCUUUGGUGAUGAUGGCUCAGGUAAAACAACACUAAUGACUAAAAUACAAGGAGCAGAGCAUGGCAAGAAAGGAAGAGGCCUUGAAUACCUGUACCUGAACAUCCAUGAUGAAGAUAGAGAUGAUCAGACCCGCUGUAAUGUCUGGAUACUUGAUGGGGACUUGUACCAUAAAGGCCUCUUAAAGUUUGCCAUUUCACCAGAAUCGUUGCAAGAGACCCUUGUAAUCUUUGUGGCUGAUAUGUCUAGACCUUGGACUAUUAUGGAAUCCUUACAGAAAUGGGCAAGUGUCUUGCGUGAACAUAUUGAUAAGCUGAAAAUUCCUCCUGAAGAGAUGAGAGACAUGGAACAGCAAUUUGUGAAGGCUUUUCAAGAAUAUGUAGAACCCGAAGAAGGUUAUCAGGGAUCGCCACAGAGAAGAGCUCCAUCAGGACAAGAGGAUGAAAAUGUUACAUUACCACUUGGCGAUAAUGUGCUGACUCACAACCUUGGGAUCCCUGUGAUAGUUGUUUGUACAAAGUGUGAUGCAGUAAGUAUAUUAGAAAAGGAACAUGACUACAGAGAAGAACACUUUGAUUUUAUCCAAUCGCAUAUUCGUAGAUUCUGCUUACAGUAUGGAGCAGCCUUGAUCUAUACAUCAGUUAAGGAGGAAAAAAACCUCGACUUGUUGUAUAAAUACACUGUACAUAAAGCAUACGGCUUUCACUUUACCACUCCUGCCUUAGUGGUAGAAAAAGAUGCAGUUUUCAUACCUGCUGGCUGGGACAACGAAAAGAAAAUUGCAAUUCUACAUGAAAACUUCGCAACGGUUAAACCAGAAGAUGCAUAUGAAGACUUCAUUGUAAAACCACCUGUAAGAAAGUUAGUUCAUGAUAAAGAGCUUGCAGCCGAAGAUGAACAAGUGUUUCUUAUGAAGCAGCAGUCUUACCUUGCCAAGCAGCCAGCCACACCUACAAGGGCUUCUGAAUCUCCUGCACGAGGGCCUUCUGGAUCACCAAGACCCCAGGGUCGACCAGGCCCUGCUACUGUCCCCAGUGCCUCACCAAUAGCAUCGGUUAAGAAACCAGACCCAACUAUUAAAAACAAUGCAGCAAGUGAAGGUGUGCUGGCCAGCUUCUUCAACAGCCUUUUGAGUAAAAAGACUGGUUCUCCUGGGAGCCCUGGUGCAGGAGGAGUACAGAGUACAGCUAAAAAAUCAGGGCAAAAAACUGUUUUGACAAACGUUCAAGAAGAACUGGACAGAAUGACUCGCAAGCCAGACUCUAUGGUAACAGCCAACUCCUCUCCGACAGAAAACGAAGCUUGAUUAUGCUUGAAAGCCGCAUAUGUAAAUGACCAAAUAACUAUGUAUAUUGAUCUGAUAAGACCAGGAGCUCUCUGCUAUGGCAGAUGCUAUAAGUUUUUCUUGGGGCCGGGGGAAAUGAAAUUUAACCUUCAUUGGCUUAUCCCAGUAUCAAGUGCACAUAUGGGAAGUUUUGCAUAUAAAAUUCCUCUGUUUUAAAAUAACCAUUUUAGAAUUUAAAUAGGGCAAUUCUCUUAUUUGUGGUGGCAAACGAAGUGGAGCUGCGGUUUUUAGAGAAGAGCACAGAGAGACAAGAUGCAGAAUUCCUGCUGGAAAGCCCUAGUUACUGCUGGCACUAAGGAAGAAUGAAGUACCCUUUUCCAAGUUUACUGGAGUUGGCCAUUCAGAACAUUGUACUUGGAGAGAAUCUGGUGUAGUCAGCGGUUGGUUAAAUGAAGAAUGUAUAUAAUUCCGCAUUCUUUAAAAAGGGGAAAUGCAAGGUUCUGCUCAGUAGAGUAAAAAGCAUGUUGGAGAGACUGGAGAAAAGCAGUAUUGAAGAUAUAUUAUCAGAUAAUCACGUUUUUUAAAAAAGCCUAUACAGUUGGGGAGUUGCUCAAAACUUACAACACUGAACAUCAUGGGAAUUAUUAUUGCUAUCAAUUGCGUUUUUUGUGUUCUGACAAAGAUACAUAAAAAUAGGAUGGGUGCCCUUUUUGUCAUAACUGACACAGGGAAAGAAACUUGCUUAGACCAAGUGCCUGGCACAGUGAGAGAUGUGUCUUUUAGAAGGUGCUUGAACCUCUUGUGCACUAUAGUACAAACAGUCUCUGUUUGUUUAACUUUAUUUUAAAAUGUGUUAACUUUUGAUAGUCAUGUUUAAUUUUGAAUUGGUUUUUUUUUCCUGAGAGCUUCUGCCUAGGAUUGUUCCUUCACUCCAAAGUAUUCAAACUGCCUGGCCUGUGAAGAAGAUCAGGGGACAUAUCACUUUCCCAUAAUGAAACACAUUACAGAAUACAAAUCAAUAUUAGUUUUGGUAGCUAAAAGUUAACUACAAAGCUAAAAACUGAAUCCUGCCUUAAGGUUUUUAAAAUCUUAUGAUUUUUCUGGUAAACUUCCAAGAAUCUUGUUCCAAGUUGCAGUAAACUAGUAUUUUCAGGUUUACACAGAUAAACAUAGAACUUCAUGGUUUUGUUAUCUUAAUGGUUUACCCCCUCAGUGUAGCUUUUUAAAUGUGGAAAGAAAUCUGAAUGGUUGUCUGUCGUUGGGUUAGUAUUUUUAGCCCCUAAGAUAAACUCUCAGUUACUGAAAUGGCACUUUUGAGUUUCUAUAUUGAGAGAGAAACACUACCUUUGUUAUAGUACUGAACAUGUUUAUAAUCAACAUGCAGAAGGGAAAAAACACGCCGUAUGAAUUAUACAGAGUUUACUUUUAUUGAUGAAGAUUUGUGUGCUAGGGUAUCUUGUUUCUGAAUAGAACACCCCAUUAUAUAUGUAUGUAUAUGUAUAUGUUAAAUAUACAGAAUGAAUUGACCACUAACACAGUACUGGAUGUAAUUGCAAACCCUGUGUUACACAAAGAGGCCAUCUCUUUGCUUUUGUAAGUCUGUCUAACACUAAUUAGAAGGCUGAGAGUAUUUACUUGUAUUAACAUGAAAGCAUGUUCACUUGUGCCAGUUAUGUCUCCUUCCGUUUUUUAAACUUCUUUUUAAUAAAUUUCAACACGUCAGUUACAUCCAGAGUUGCCUAGAUGUUAAACGGAUGAUCUAUGGCCAAGGGAUCUGGUGUGUGAUUUUGCUGCCUGUGACAAUCUGGCACAUGAUUUGCCAGACACACACUAACAAAAACUGUAGCCUUGUACCACCCCAGCAGAUGUGACUUGCAUCCUGACCUUGUGGCUUGCAGCUUUAACUAUACUGUUAGGCAGCUGCCACUUUUGUGCCAUGUAUACACGCGUAGCCAGUUGGCAUGCUGGGAUGAUUGAGUUUACACUGGGUUGUAGCAGAAGGAACUUUACCACCUUCUUCAGUGCUUGCAGAAUGGUGAUGGCAUAGAAGCAGCCUUCUGAUGGGCUGGCCAAUCCAGAGCUGAUUUUGGCUACUUGGAGACUACUUUGGAAGCAAAAUGGGCUCAUCUGGAUCUUGUGAUGGGUUGUGGUUCUAGUGCAAGCCUUGGUACCUAACUGCCUCUUUUUAAUUAAUGUUUUGUCAUUCACACAGAUGAUUCAUACUGAGUACCAGUUCUGUGUAAGUGACACAAAAUGAAUGUUAAAUCCACUACAAAUGAACACAAUCCAACAAUAUACCACUUUUCCAUUGUGCUUGGAUCUAAACAAAUGUUUGAAUCUCCCUCCUUUUUUUCCUUUCUUUUUCUUUUUUUUUUUUUUUGGCAAGUGAAUGCUCCUAGUUUCUCAAAGAAAGAUAAUGUUGUGUUUGCCAAAGUCUAGUAACUUUGAAAAGCUGCACAGUUGUCUUUUUUGGCGUUCUUAAGCAUUGGAACCAAAGGCCAAACUGCAAACAGCCUUUACCUUUUAAAAAUAUAAUUAAUUUCAUUUUCAGGAUACAUUUUUAUGGUAGACUGUUAAAAUUAAUACACAGCUAUAUUUAUAUACGGUAUAGUGAUUGCACCUACUGUUCAUGUUUAAAGUAAUAAUCUAUUGAACUUGAAGAGAAGGCAAAUAUACAGGAUUGGCCCUCCAUCAAAAUGCUAUGGUUAUGCUGCUUGAUAUUUUUUUAAGUUUGCACUUUUUAUUGGCAUUUUAAAACAUGUUUUAAACUGAACAGAAGUUGUUGUAUUUAAUUUAAUUUAACUGCAUUAAAAGUGACUGAACUUAACCAUAUCCAUGCUGUAAAUGAAAGUUCACUCUCUUAUAUUACUAAGUUUAUUGAUGUUUUUAACUUCCAUCGAGGACUGCAAAUAUAUCCAACACAACCCUUAGUCCAGUUGUACAGCUUUAACCAGGUGCAGUUAUGUUGAACCUUGCUUUCUAGUGCUGGCAAAAAAUGAGGACAUGUCUUUAAUUAAUGGCUUCAAUAAAUACCAACCAAGACUGCU
Sceloporus undulatus (fence lizard) is the source of this 4553-nucleotide messenger RNA. RefSeq names its product dynein cytoplasmic 1 light intermediate chain 2 (gene DYNC1LI2). The record is from RefSeq and is a predicted model, not a curated record. The coding region runs from base 25 to 1527 and encodes 500 amino acids. Gene Ontology annotation, molecular function: dynein heavy chain binding. Gene Ontology annotation, biological process: microtubule cytoskeleton organization; microtubule-based movement. Lineage: Eukaryota; Metazoa; Chordata; Lepidosauria; Squamata; Phrynosomatidae. Gene Ontology annotation, cellular component: centrosome; cytoplasmic dynein complex. The transcript is spliced from 13 exons.